AUGGCAUCACUCAACCAACCAAGGAAGGCUGUUUCUGAGUCAGGUCGAUGUUAUGGAGUACCUGGCUUUCAUAAAAGGGUGACACAAAUGCCAUCAAAGAUCGUUUUCAGCCAGUUCCAAGGAUGGAUAAAAUGUAACCUGCUGAAAAAGAACAAAAGAAAAAAGGCAAAGCAGAAGAUGGCUCUAGCAGUAGUCCAUUGUAACAUCCAAAUAUUAAGAGUUACUAUACAGAAGCGGAGCAUGUGGGUGCAGAUUCACAAGGAAUUUCAGAGUUUGGCAAAGGAAAGUCAGAAAAGCUGUUUUGAAUCAAAUGAUCUUACUUUCAGACAUAAAACAUCCCACUUACCAGAAAAAGCCUUAUUACAGUUGCCAGUUGUCUAUCUGCAUUCAGAUUCUGUUAGUUCACAGUGUAAGGAUUUGCAAAACUUAAAUCUCUCUGAAUGCCAGGGUUUAAGUCUAGACUCUUCUAGUAGGCUCCUGGGAGAAGUUUGCAGAGCUCUUCUCUAUUUAAAUCUGUCGUAUAUAGAUAUUACUAAUGGAACGCUACAGCUAUUGUCAAGCAGCUUCCCCAAUUUACAGCAUCUGAGUUUAGCUCACUGCAGAAAAUUCAGAGACAAAGGUUUACCGUACCUGGGGUCUGGAAAAGGCUGUCACAAGCUCAUCUAUUUGGACCUUUCAGGUUGCAUUCAAAUUUCAGUUGAUGGCUUCAGAAAUGUUGCCAAUGGCUGCAGUAGGAUUCAAGAUCUGUUGAUCAACAAAAUGCCAGCUCUUACAAACAGGUGUAUUCAGGCUCUGUUUGAAAAAUGCUAACAGGUAGUGUCUGUUGUCUUUCCUGUCUCUCCACAUCUUUCUGAUACAACUUUUAAAGCCCUCACUGAAUGUUAACUUGUCACGGUCAGCAUUGAAAGAAACGACUGAAUUACUCAUUUACGUUUCAAGUUGAUGAGUAAAUGGUACAUCAGGCACAUUCAUAUGGCUGGUUGCCAGAAGUUGACAGAUGCUGCUCUUAAGAUGAUUUCACCAUUGGACCAUAUUCUUGUCCUGAACAUAUCAGACUGCAUAAGAAUCAGUGAUGAAGGUGUAAGGCCAUUUGUACAAGUUUCUUCAGGAGCUAAGCUAAGAGAGCUGAAUUUGACUAAUUGUAUUGAUGUCACUGAUGCUUCUGUCACAGAAACAGCACAAAGGUACCAUAGUCCAGGCUUGAGAGCCCUUGGCUGCCAUGGAAAAAUAAAGGAACUUUCUAUAUCAGAACACAAAACCAUCAGGGAUACUGGGAUUCAUGAGUUCUGCAAGGGCACAAAAUACCUGGAACACUGCCAGUCUUACUGCCCUCCGCUGAUGGAUGAAGCUGUGAGAGCAGUGGCAUUUCACUGCCACACACUAACAUCUGUCACCAUAGCGGGUUGCCCAAAGGGAUGUAUAAGAAAUGGGAUGAUUGAUACUUGUAUCCAACACUUGGCUGCAGCCUCCCAUUAUAUCCACUUCUUGGAUGUCUCAGGUUGCAUUCAUCUUACUGACAAAGCACUGAAAUAUCUUUGGAAAGGUUGUAAGUAACUCCAGGUUCACAAGAUGCUGUACUGUAGAAAUAUUACCAAACAGGCUGUUUUGAAAUACACAGCCAAAUUGGAGAAACAAGAACAUAAUGAUGCUGACCCUCCUUCCUGGUUUGGAUAUGACCAGGAUGGUAACGUAUCACCUUCACCAAAAAACACAAAUCAGAGCCUGAAUAAACAAAUUCUUCAAAAGGAAAGAUGA
Charadrius vociferus (killdeer) is the source of this 1755-nucleotide messenger RNA. It is a transcript of the gene FBXL13, whose product is annotated as F-box and leucine-rich repeat protein 13. Gene Ontology annotation, biological process: SCF-dependent proteasomal ubiquitin-dependent protein catabolic process. Gene Ontology annotation, cellular component: SCF ubiquitin ligase complex. NCBI's taxonomy places the organism in Eukaryota, Metazoa, Chordata, Aves, Charadriiformes, Charadriidae. The record is from RefSeq and is a predicted model, not a curated record.